AUGGCGGGAGGCCGGAGCCGCCGCUCCUUCCGCCCCGGUGCACGGGGCCUGGAGCUGCUGACGCUUCCCGCAGGCCUCCCGCCGGACACGGUGCUGGGGCGCCCGGGCGCCAACGUGACGCUGAGCUGCGGGGCGCCCAAUGACACCGUGUCCUGGGAGCUGGAGACGCGGCGGGGCCGCCGGCGGGCGCAGGGGGAGCCGCUGGAGCUGCGGGCGCUGCGGCGGGACGACGCCGGGCGCUACCGCUGCAGCGCCGACGGGCGCCCGCCGCGCACCCUGCGCCUGCUCGUGCAAGAGCCCCCCGAGGCGCCGCGCGUCUCCUGCCGCCGGCGCAGCCACGACCGCGACGUCCUGUGCGAGUGGCGGCCGCGGCAGCCGCCAGCCCCCGGCACCAGGGCCACGCUCUGGGUGAAGCGCCGCUUUGCCGUGGCCAACGGCACGGAGCAGCGAUGCCGCUACUUCGUCCGGGGCAGCAAAUUCGUGUGCCGGCUGCGGGUGCCCGCGGGCACGGACGAGCACGAGCCGCUGGCCGUGUCCACGUGCGUGCGGGACGGGGCCGGUGGCGCCGCCGCCGCCACCACCGUCAUCACACUGAGCGGCGUCCUGCAGCCCGAGCCGCCGCGCAACGUGACGGUGCUGCCGCUGGAGCGGCGCCCGCGGCGCCUGCGUGUCACCUGGGCCUACCCGGCCUCCUGGGACCCCCGUUUCUACUGGCUGCGCUUCCAGGUGCGCUACCGGCCCGAGCCCGCGCCCGCCUUCACGCAGGUGGACCAGGUGACGGAGACGUGGCUGGAGAUCGCCGACGCCUGGGGCGGCACCCGGCACCUCGUGCAGGUCCGGGCGCGCGAGGAGUUCGGCCACGGCGCCUGGAGCGAGUGGAGCCGCGAGGUGGCCGGGACCCCCUGGAUAGAUCCGGCGGAGCUGGCAGCGGAGGCGGCACCUUCACUGCUCCCGGAGGAGGACGGUGCCGACGGGGUGACGCUGCCCCCCGAGCUGCUGGAGGCUGCAGCCCCCCCCGCCGGCGGGGACCCCCCAGGGACCCCGGCCGCCCCUUUGGUGGCACCUGCGGCCGGCGCCAGCCUCGCCCUGGGCACCGGCCUCUUGGUGGCCAUCGCGGUGCGCCCCCCGGGGCCCUUCCACGUCGCCAACCCCGACUACUUCAUCCCCUCGGGCCCAUAG
Messenger RNA from Nothoprocta perdicaria, 1179 nucleotides. RefSeq names its product interleukin 6 receptor (gene IL6R). The transcript is spliced from 9 exons. Gene Ontology annotation, biological process: cytokine-mediated signaling pathway. NCBI's taxonomy places the organism in Eukaryota, Metazoa, Chordata, Aves, Tinamiformes, Tinamidae. The record is from RefSeq and is a predicted model, not a curated record. Bases 1 to 1179 code for a protein of 392 amino acids. Gene Ontology annotation, molecular function: cytokine receptor activity; protein binding. Gene Ontology annotation, cellular component: external side of plasma membrane.